AUGAAAAUCAAUGGGAAAUUUCCGGCAUGGAAAAAGAAGAAACGAAAGAACAAUGAUGAAAAAAGAGUUAAAAAUGGUACAAACAUAGUUUCCAUCAACGGAAUAUCUCGACAAAAUGGAGGACAGGACCCGAAUUUAGCGAUGUUGUCAGUAAAAAAGAAGAAAAGAUUACGAAAGAAGAAGAUCAAUGGUACAGCGAAAAUCCAAAUGAAAGAAGAGUUAAUGAAUUCGACAGUACAAAUGACUAACGGCGUUUUGACGAAAAAGACAAACAUGGAGAUGAAGCAGAUUAUUACGGCAUCAAGUCCACCAAAAACAAAAAUACAAUCAAUGACACCGAAAUCAGUUAACAACAACUCUACCCCGAUUUCAAAGAAACCAAAUGCAGCAAUUCCCUCCAAGAACGCUGAACCCAAGGCAAAGAAUUCACCACGGGAAGAUGCAACCUAUGAAAAGUUUAUUCGUCCUCAAUUGCCUAUUGAUGUCGUAGAACAACAAUUGAUGCACGAGCUGGCAUCCCAAGAAACACUUAUUGUGAUUGGUGAGACUGGAUCCGGAAAGUCAACACAAGUUCCUCAGCUAUGCGUUCGAGCUGGAAUUGCUGAAAAAGGUUUAAUCGCAGUGACAGAGCCUCGAAGGGUAGCCGCAGUAUCUCUUGCAUCUCGCGUCGCGGUCGAAAUGGGAACGGAUCUAGGUGGAACUGUUGGGUACCACGUUCGUUUCGAAAAUGUCACAUCCCAUAGAACGAAAAUUGAAUAUAUGACAGACGGUAUCGUUCUCAGGAAAGCCCUCGUUUCUCCUUUGCUCGACAAAUAUUCUACAGUAAUUAUCGACGAAGCUCACGAGAGGAGUCUUCAUUCAGAUGUUUUAAUGUGCAUUUUGAGAAAGUGUCAGGCACAGAGAAGAAGUACCGAUAAUCCACUCAGACUUAUUAUUAUGUCCGCGACUUUACAGGCAGACAAAUUCCAAGCUUAUUUCGAUAACGCAAAAGUGGUUCUAGUUUCUGGACGUACGUUUCCCAUCGAGAUUCAUCAUGUCAAUCCGAAGAUCAACAAGUCGUUUUCUGCGACUGAUUACGUAUAUAAUACGGUUAUUUGUGUGAAACAUGUUCAUUUGACUGAACCGAAAGGACACGAUAUCCUCGUUUUUCUGACUGGAAGCGAAGAAAUUGAAGCCGUUGCUCACCAACUUGCCGAACUGAAUGGAUCACUCCCGCGCGAGGCCGAUUUCAUCCUCCCAGUUCCACUUUAUGCAGCACUACGACCAGAAAAACAGAGAGAAGCUUUUCAAAAAACUCCACAGGGAGCGAGAAAAGUAAUCAUCUCAACGAAUAUUGCUGAAACAUCUGUUACGAUUCCUGGAAUCCGAGUUGUAAUCGAUUCUGGAAAGGUUAAAACCAAGAGAUUCGAAGCCUCAAAUCGAAUUGAUGUCCUGAAAGUGCACAAUGUAAGCAAGGCUCAGGCUAAACAACGUGCUGGUCGAGCUGGAAGAGAUGCGCCUGGAAAAUGCUAUAGACUGUACACUCGUGAAGACUUCCAAAAGUUUGAUGCAGAGAAUAUGCCUGAGAUCCUACGAUGUAAUCUAUCGGCAACAUUCCUUGAAUUGAUGAAACUUGGAAUGAAGAAUCCACAUCGUCUGGGCUGGAUCGAUCCACCAGAAUCACAGAAUAUUGAUGCAGCACUGUUGGAACUCACGUCUCUUGGAGCCAUUCGUCCGAUCAAUUCAGAUAGAAGUAAAUUUGUUCUCACAGAGAUGGGAGAUGUAUUUUGCAUGUAUCCACUAUCACCAGAACAUGCCAGAAAAUUGAAAGUUUUCAGAAUUCUGUUCCAAGCUCAAAAAGAAGGAUGCAUUAUGGAGGCUAUCAAGAUCGUUGCAGCCAUGCAAACAGAUGCACUCUUCUCUGGAGGAAGUGAUUCAAAAAGCGAUGCGGAAGUGGAAAGAGUUAGAAGGAAAUUUGAAACUAGAGAAGGUGAUCACAUCACACUGCUCAAGAUCGUUCUAACGACUAAUGAUUUCUUCGAUCAGCUGAACGCGAAAACAGAGGCUGAUGCGAGAUACAAUAAGUCCAAUAAAUCCCUAGAACGAGAAUAUAAUGAAGCCAUCCGGAAAUUCUGCAAUGAUAACAUGAUCAACGAGCAACAUCUGAAAACAGGAUCAAUGAUUGAAGACCAGUUGAAACAAAUCGCUAUCGAGCAGAACGUCAAGUUCUCUACCUGUGGUGCGGACUUAUCAAAGAUUAGGAAAGCGAUUGCCGUUGGACUAUUUCUCAACAGUUGCGAAUAUGAUCGUCAAGAAGAUCGAUAUCGAUUGAUGAUCAAUCCAGCGAUCACUGUGAAGAUUCAUCCAUCCUCAGCUCUAUCUAGAUCGAAACCAGCAUACAUUGUGUUUUCGGAACUCAUGAAGACCAAUGAUCUCUAUGCACUACAAGUCACCUUAAUUGAUGCUGAUUGGGUUCGUCCACUGAUCACCGAACACAAAAAGAUUCGUAAAAACCAUCUGGCCGAAACUGCCCAACGCAUUCAACAAAUCGCAAAAGUCGAGCCGAAAACAAAAAAACAGAAGCUCAUUGUUACUUUUUAA
Messenger RNA from Caenorhabditis briggsae, 2580 nucleotides. Gene Ontology annotation, biological process: positive regulation of transcription by RNA polymerase I. Gene Ontology annotation, cellular component: nucleolus; intracellular anatomical structure. NCBI's taxonomy places the organism in Eukaryota, Metazoa, Nematoda, Chromadorea, Rhabditida, Rhabditidae. The coding region runs from base 1 to 2580 and encodes 859 amino acids. Gene Ontology annotation, molecular function: ATP binding; RNA binding. The transcript is spliced from 15 exons. The record is from RefSeq and is a predicted model, not a curated record.